Messenger RNA from Lachnellula hyalina, 1677 nucleotides. RefSeq names its product Transcriptional regulatory protein. Lineage: Eukaryota; Fungi; Ascomycota; Leotiomycetes; Helotiales; Lachnaceae. The record is from RefSeq and is a predicted model, not a curated record. The coding region runs from base 1 to 1677 and encodes 558 amino acids. Gene Ontology annotation, biological process: regulation of DNA-templated transcription. Gene Ontology annotation, molecular function: DNA-binding transcription factor activity, RNA polymerase II-specific; zinc ion binding. The transcript is spliced from 2 exons.
AUGUCGUUGAGGCACCCGUUUCCCAAUGUCUACAAGUUCUUCAACCAAUUUGCGGACCCCACUCAGUCCUCGCCUGAGCAGUCAUCCCGAAGUCAAGGGCUCCGGAAGAGUGGUCCACGCUCCAAGACCGGUUGCUCGACAUGCAAACAACGGCGUGUAAAAUGCGACGAAACUAAGCCGGGAUGUAUAAGGUGUCAGAAUCUCGGGAGGGAGUGCGGAGGCUACCAAGUUGAAGCAAAUACUGAAUCAGAAAAAGCCGUCGCCCCAGUGGCGAUCCAUCCACGUCCUGUAUCUGUAAUGCCGUAUGCACCGUCUUCUGCAAUUCCUGGGAACCAAGAAGAACGUCGCUACUUUCAACGUUUCUGUGAUAAGACGUCGGGGGAGAUUGCUGGAGAGUUUGACCCUACGUUCUGGACUGAAAAGGUUCUUCAGCUUUGCCAUACGGAUGCUCCGAUACGGUAUGCUACGAUAGCUUUGGGGGCGCUGGCGAAGUCUUUGGAGGUAACGUCGUUUCCAACACGGUUGUCGCUGUCAGGGUUUCCCCAGAUUGACGUGCGACAUAUGGAUGAGCAUCACAGCUAUGCUUUGCGGCAGUAUAGUAGGGCGAUUGGGGCACUUAGAACGGUUCUUUCCGACGGUCGGCGGCAUUUGAGGACGUCACUCACAUCAUGCGUAUUGUUUAUGACGUUCGAAGCUCUGCAAGGAAGCUAUGACGGGUCGUUAACGCACCUGCGAGGAGGGUCGAGAUUACUCGCCGAUUGGAGAACAGCACGGAAAGGGCAAAGCUCACGGCUUUCGCAGGAUUCGUUGUCGGAGAUCCAAGAUGGACUUGUUGAUGACUUGGGCAGACUGUUUGCACGACUGGACGUCCAAGGACUUUUUGUGCCGCCACCAUAUCCGAUGCCUGAAUGCGACUGGGAGGAUAUUAUGAUUGCUGAUUAUUUUAGCACUUUCCACGAGGCGAAGGAAUCGUUUGAUUUCUUGAUGCAAGGCAUAGCGCAAUUCUACCUAAAGUCUAUUGGCCAUGCACAACAACACCCGGACAUACUGGCCUCGACGUUUUGGAUAAGCCAGCAUACUCACUACUCUAACAAACUCAACCAAUGGAGGUCAGCGUUCCAGGUGGUCCACGCAAGAGAAGUGAAGACCGGAGCGGUUUUGACCGAGGCAACGAACGUGCUCAGUAUAUACUACAAUCUCGCCACGGUUCUGCUAGCAUCCAGUGUGCAGCAUUCAGAGAUGUUGUACGAUGAAUUUGAGGCCUUGUUCGCCGAAAUCAUCACGAAAUCCCAUCAACUUCUCACGAACCCCGAUGAGCCCACGAACACUGCUCGGUACACGCUCGACAUGGGGACGAUACUUCCGCUUGCAAUCACAGCGAUAAAAUGCCGCAAUAAACGGAUACGGCGGCAAUCGAUUGCACUGUUGUGGUCGAAAGCUCGUCGGGAAGGGCUGUGUUUCGAUACCAUUACAGUAGCUCGACUCUGUGCUUGGCUGUCGAGUAUAGAAGCAGAAGGGAUUCUCGAGGAAUCGGAAAUGAUACCUGAGUCGGCUCGAUAUGUGGUGACAUAUCUGCACAUCAACUCAGAAGAGCGUUGGUUGGCAGUGCAACUUACGUCGGCGAUAGCAAAAGAGGACGGGACACUUUCGUACAAAGAGACGACAUUUUCUUGGUAG